AUGCCCCGCUGCACCGGCCUGCAGGUCCGCGCGUCCCAGGCCGUGCACCGCCGCUUCUACAGCGUAUUUGCAGCCUGGGGCCGCCUUCUCUCGCGCCGUCCAUGGCUCAUCAUCCUCGUCUCGCUUUGCGCCGCCGUCCUCGCGUCCACGAAGCUCCUCCUCUCCUUUGGUGGCGACGGCCUGCCCUACCAAUCCAACGGGGACAAGCUGUGGGUGCCGGAAGAUGCCGAGGCGUCCAAAGACCAGGAGAGCUUUGACGCCGCUUUCAACCCCACCGGCGCCUUCACGCGGCAGAAUUUUGUAUACUUUCUUGCCACGUCUGGCGGCACUGUCCUCACCGCUCCCAUCCUGCAGGAGGUGUACCGUUUCCGCGAGUUAGCGAGGCGCAACCUGACUGCGACGGACAUUUGCGACGGUGGCUGUAGCCCCCUCACUCCUUCGGCGGUGGGCUACUCCGAGGUGUGCGACCGAGCGGCCGGCGACGCGUCAAGCGAGCUGAGCCAGUGCCUGACCUACGGCUCUGCCUUUCCUCUGUUCGAGGACGGGUCCGGGAAUGUCGUUCUCGACCUCACGGACGCUGAGAUUCUCGAGAUGGUCGAGUCCGGGACCGGAGUGGCGGGCAGCCUCUACCCCCCCGGCGGCAACGUCACCUUUGACGUGCGGCGCGUCUUUGGCGGCCUCGAGUACGACGGUGCCGGCAAGCUGGUCUCUGCAAAGGCAGUCAAGCUAGGCCUGCCGCUCGAGGGCUACAAGAGCAGCGUGGACGCGGUGAAGGACCAGCUCGAGGCUGCGACGGCGUGGGAGGACCAGCUCAACCUGCUGGUCGGAGAGGAGUGGACCAGCGACCCUCCGCUCUCCCGCGGCUCCGCCUACGGCGACGCCAUCGCCGUCGAGUGGGAGUCGCCUCUGGUCGACGCGUAUCCAAAUACUGCCGGCGCCAUCGAGCGCGAGCUGAGCGGCAACAUCAGCGGCGACGUCAUCAAGAUAAACAUCGGCUUCAUCCUCAUCGGCGCGUACGCCCUCGCCGUCUUCUUCAAGUUUGACCCGCGCCGCUCCCGCUCCGCGCUCGCCAUCGCGGGGCUCGUCUCGUGCGCGCUGUCGGUGGGAGUGGCGUACGGCUUCACCACGCUCAUCGGCUACGAAGUCAACCCGGUCGUGACCGUCCUGCCCUUUAUCCUGCUCGGCAUCGGCGUGGACGACAUGUUCGUGCUGGAGCAGGCGCUCAGCGCGACCGACAAGACCGCCCCGCCCGCCGAGCGGAUGGCGGCGUGCAUGGGCUCCGCCGGCGUGAGCAUCACGGUCACGUCGCUGACCGACCUCGUCGCGUUCGCCCUCGGCUCCACCUCCUCCCUGCCGGCGCUCGCGGCCUUCUGCUGCUUCGCGACCAUCGGCAUCACCGCAGACUACCUGCUCCAAAUCUCCUUCUUUGCCGGCUGGAUGGCGCUCGACGCACACCGCGAAGCCGCCGGCAAGCCCGACUGCUGCCCCUGCUGCGGCCCUCUGGACCCUUCGGUCGAGUCUGGCUGCUGCGGUUGCUUCGCAAACUCAUGCGCCGCCGUCAAGGCGCCCGAGGAGGGGCUCCUGCGCUCCGUGCUGCGCCGCCACUACGCGCCGGCCCUCGCGCGCAAGCCGGUCCAGGUGGCAGUUGUCGUCUGCAUGGCGGUUUGGGCAGCCGUGUGCGGCUGGCAGGCGUCCAAGCUCAGCGUCGACUUCGAGUACCGCUGGUUCGUCGGAGACGACGCCGUGCUGCAGCGCACCUUCGACGUCGAGGACGAGUACUUCGGCGGGCUCCCGCUCGACGUCAACCUCGUCACGCCCUCGUCGGCCGCCUUCGACUACUCCGCCGUCUCGAGCCAGCUGCUGCUCGAGCAGCUCGCGGUAGCGGCCGAGACGGACCCGUGGGUGGACCGCUCCUCACUUGUCUCCUUCCAGCGCGCCCUGCUGGCCUGGGCUUGGGCCGCAAAGGGAAGCGCCAGCUUGGAGUCUGCCGCGGGCGGCCCGCCCUCCUCUCUGGCGGACGCGCUCCUCCCUCCCGCCGACUACUACAGCUGGCUCAAUGAGUUUGUGACUGCGUCGGAGGGGGGCGCUUUCGCGAGGGACGUGCUGUGGGUCGACGCGGCAGCGCCGGGCCAGGGCUUGUCGGCGGCGAGGCUGCGCGCCACGCAGCUCCCUCUCACUGAGGCUGCCGACGAGAUCGAUGCGAUGGACUCGCUCCGCGCGAGUGUAGCCUCGGUCCCGAUCGAGGGCGCCUACGCGUACGGCUUCCAGUACCUCUACUACGAGCAGUACAAGGUCAUCCAGCGGGAGAUGCUCACCAACCUCGGGCUCGCCAUCGCCGCGGUCUUUGUCAUCGUGCUGCUCAUCCUCGCCGAGCUGCGCACCACGCUGCUCGUGAUGCUCUGCGUGCUGCUCACCGACGUGAGCAUCCUCGGCGUGAUGCAGAUGUGGGGCCUCACCAUCGACUCGGUCUCCGUCGUCAACCUCGUCCUCGCCAUCGGCCCCCUUCCCAUAGGCCUCGCCGUCGACUACUCGGCGCACGUUGCGCACGCGUUUGUCAUCGCAAAGGGCACGCACACAGAGCGGAUGCAGUCCGCUGUCAGCGAGAUGGGCGACUUGCGCUGCUCGCCUCACCGCACCCCGCCCUCGCCUCUCCCGACGCGCUGCGCCACCGCCGCAGGCACCGCCGUCAUCCACGGCGCCUUCUCCACCUUCCUCGCCGUCCUCGUCCUCUCCGCCUCGCAGAGCUACAUCUUCCGCGUCUUCUUCAAGCAGUUCUUCUCCAUCUCCGUCUUUGGCGUUGCACACGGCACGCACGACACCCCGCACGACUCCCCGCACCACACCUGGCCCACCCCCACCCGGCCCACAGAGGCCUCCUGCUCACCCCUCACUCCGCCCCCCGCCCCUCACCGACCAGGCCUCCUGCUUCUGCCCGUCCUCCUCGUGCUCGUCGGACCACCAGAGAUGCCCUCGGACGGCGACGCGGAGGAGCCGAAGGGCGGCUACCCGCCCGCCGUGCCAGACGUGCCCGAGACGCAGGCGUCCGCGCGCGUCGCUCCUGGCCUGCCGGCGCAGAAGGCGUGA
Messenger RNA from Emiliania huxleyi CCMP1516, 3084 nucleotides. RefSeq lists its product as hypothetical. The transcript has 4 exons. Lineage: Eukaryota; Haptophyta; Isochrysidales; Noelaerhabdaceae. The coding region runs from base 1 to 3084 and encodes 1027 amino acids. The record is from RefSeq and is a predicted model, not a curated record. Gene Ontology annotation, cellular component: membrane.